CGUAUUAGUCAUCCGAGUUGGUCUGAGGUUGGGCGUGCUAUUCAAUGGGUGGGAAUAGAAUGGCGUCCGCAAAGAACACAUCCACAAGCGCUGGACCAUCUGCCCCUGGGGAGGAACGACCUGUACAGCAACCUACUCCUCAUUAUAUGCACGCAAAGAGAGCACAAUGGUUUUUGGACUUCGUUGUUCAGGGGGACCUUUUUGGGCCAGCUGUUUUCAUGCGACCCACUUGCGUUACAGACGUUGGGGGAGCGGUCAACGUUGUUCCUCUCGGUACCGUCGUCUCGUGCGCGAAGACUCCUGGAGGUUUGCUCAAGCUGAACACUAACGGCUUCUACGACGAGUGCAGACUGCCUAUCAGAGGUGUUAAAGGUGUGCUGGUGACCAUCAAGAGUUUCGCGGGGUACGGCUCGAACAUGCUAUUGUGCUGUCACUUCAAAGGCCUUUGCGAUGGCGGCAGCAAGCGUCUUCCAUCACUAGAGCAAUAUCUCGAUCUCGCGUUGAUGGUGCCGAAAGAACGCCCGGUUCUUCCGCCAGAACAUGUUUUCCGGCUUCUGCCACCCCGUGAGGGGUCGUCCGGCUUGGCUCAAGAAACUCCAGGUACGGCAGUGGGGCGCGGGAGUCCGAUUCAAGACGCUGGGGUUCGGGUCAAGGGACGCAGCGUUCACACGCAGCUCGGCCCGGAUGCUCCUAGGAACACGUUGGACUUGCAUUCUCAGGGUACAGGGACUCAACGGGUCGGUACUCCGAAACUUAUCAAGGUCCGCUGCGGCGCUGAAACGUAUUCGCUUCGAGAUGAGAUGAGAAGAGAUUCAAGCAGAUCGGGGCUAGAUGUUGGAGGGAAUGAGGCUGAAGGGAUGGGGGCUGUCCACGAAAGCUCUGGCGGGGAGCAGACUCCUUCGGAGAGGAAGAGCGAGCGACAGAGGAUGGUGCGAGAGGAGGUGGCGGAAGGAACCCUCUGCAUGAAAAGGAUGAGAGGAAAACCGAAGGCGGUGAUGGGCGGGGAUGGAGGUGGCAACGGAGAACGUGCCUCGGGAAAGAGGCCGACGAAGGAAGAGGGUGGUACGGCAAGUAAGAAAGCGAGGAGGCCCGGCGGUUUGACCAUCCACGAAGGACAAGCCGCGGGUGGAGGAGAUUCGGCUGAUCCACACGCUGCGGCCGCGAGAGAACCUUCGGGGAAAUCGAAACGGAAAGUGGCAGGUGAAGAAGGCGAUGGCCAGAAGAAACCUCGAAGGCGGAAGACUGCUGAGGCGGCGAGCGGUGGCGAAGGGCCUGUCGGUGAGGAGUGCGAUAAAGCGGCAGCGUUCUGGCUCGAAUAUGAGCGGAACGAUGUCGGUGAAAUCGUGGAGAAGGAGCUCCCCGUCCAACUGCUCAUCGACCCCAGGAAGAUCUGCGACAUCCCGCCUUGGGAGAGAUAUUACAACCACCGCAGUCUAAGUCGCGAAACUGUGGACGACAUCAAGGAUGCGAUGCUGAGUCAAUUCCGCGAGAAAAAGGGGAAGAUCUGGACGAAAAACCCUCUGGUUUUGGCACCGAUCUACAAGUCGGUGACGCGUAGGCCGGAGAAAGCUGACAGGGUUUACAAAGAUGUCUUCAAGCCAAAGGACAAGGACAAGUACUACUAUUACCCUGUUAACGGGCAACACACCGUGGCUGCUGUGAAGGAGUUGGAGGGUGAUCCAAUAUUCGAUUUGUGGAAGAUGCACUUGUGGCCGGCGAGAGUAGUGUGGUUCUCCGACCGAGAUUUCGCGGGGUAUGGGCAGGUCAGUCUCAACGAGAACACGAGACACAAGAUGUCUAAGCAGCGAUCGCAGAAGGCCGCGUUCUUGGACAUGCGGGAGGCAUGGGAGAACGAAGGAAGGCCGAUGGCCAUUCAAGGGAACCCUUCCGGCAAGGAGGUUGAAAAACAAAAGUUUUUCGAUUUCCAAAAGCUGAUUUUGGGAAAGAGUCCGAACGAAGCUCACUGGACGUUGUCAAAAAGAGAUUCGUCGCUCGCCGACAAUGAGUAUGUCGCUGCUGUUGGCAAUGCAUUGAGGCAGUGGAUGCCUCUCGUGACGGCCGGUGAUGACGUUUUCCACAAAGCCAUGGAGUUCUACGCGAAAUGGGCAGAGGGGAAGUUGUUGGGCGGCGACGGUAAGACAUCAUUGUCGAUGCCGGGCAAAUACAUGCCAGACAAAUCUCCGGGUCUGCAAGCAAUUCCGGAAAUGGGCUCGAAAGGGGCGGCUGGUGAAACGAAGAUGGGGUGGCUUGUCCGGGUACCUCCGCCUCCUACCAAAAAGAAAACGCAACCGGACGACAAGUUUUUCGUGGUCGUGAAGGAGCCAGACAUGUUUUGUUGGCAGUGUCUCGCCGACAUGACUGAUGUCGAGAAACUGUCGAUCCUUGACGACGUUCUCGCGCUAAGGGAAGUGUUCAUGCAAUCCGCGGGCGGCCAUCUGAAGCGUCAGCAUAAACCUGGAAUUAUAGACAUAGUCGCGACGAGGAAAGUGGACCAUGUGAUGCUCCGUAUGUUCCACUACAUCUUGUUCCUUGAAACGGAGGAGAACGAACGUGUUUGGCGCCACGGGAGCCCAUUUUUUUGGACCGAGGGGAAGCUUCUGGAGGAGUUCGGGCCGCAGGGCCUCACGAAACAGGUGUGGGUCAAAAUGCGAAAGCAUUUCCAAGGCGCGGUGGAGUACGUGAACACUUGCAAACGUACUCUUCUGCACGAGAAGGAGUCCAUCGACGACGCGAAGAGAUUGUACAAUGAUGACAGGUUCCCUAAAUCUUUUGAAAAGUCUGUCCGUUCCAUCUUGCGACGAACGGAAGACGAAGUUCGAGACACGAUCAGGGUCAGCGGGGAUGUGAGGCACAUCAAAUGGCCCGACCUCAACCGGGUGACCAGCCUUAUUCCUUUUGCUUUCCCGGCUUCCCAAGCUCACAGUCAUGUCACUGCGAUCCGUGAGGUUGUGUGACAUUACGCGUGCAACCUGUAC
This is a messenger RNA of Chara braunii, 2975 nucleotides long. The record is from the annotation of a GenBank genome assembly. Lineage: Eukaryota; Viridiplantae; Streptophyta; Charophyceae; Charales; Characeae.